AUGGAAACAGGGAAUCAAACAAGACUGUCAUAUUUUAUACUUCUGGGAUUUUCCCAAGACUCAGAGCAUCAACCCAUCUUAUUCUGUCUUUUCCUGUCCAUGUACCUCAUUACUGUGUUGGGAAACCUGCUCAUCAUCCUGACCAUCACCUCUGACUCCCACUUCUACAUGCCAAUGUACUUUUUCCUCUCCAACCUGUCAUUGGCUGACAUCUGUUUCACCUCCACCACCAUGCCAAAGAUGCUGGUGAACAUCCAGACACAGAGCAAAGUCAUCACCUAUGCAGGCUGCAUCACCCAGAUGUGUUUUUUUAAUAUUUUUGGAGUUAUGGACACUCUUCUCCUUGCAAUGAUGGCCUAUGACCGCUUUGUGGCCAUCUGUCACCCCUUAUACUACACACUCAUCAUGAACCUCCAUCUCUGUGGCCUGCUGGUUCUUAUGUCUUGGUUCAUCAGCACAACAUACUCCCUGACCCAGAGUCUGUUGACAUUGCGGCUGUCUUUCUGUACCAACUGGGAGAUUUCACACUUUUACUGUGAACUUGCUCAGGCCCUCACCAUAGCCUGCUCAGACACACUUAUCAAUCAUAUCCUGCUCUAUAUGGGGACUACCCUUCUUGCCAUUGUUCCCUUCUUAGGGAUUCUUUGCUCCUAUAUUCGAAUUGUCUCCUCAAUCCUGAGAAUCUCAUCAGGACAUGGGAAAUAUAAAGCCUUUUCUACCUGUGGGUCUCACCUGUGCACAGUUUCUUUAUUCUAUGGGACAGGCCUUGGUGUGUAUCUCAGUUCUGAUGCAACUUCCUGGAGGAGCAUGAUUGCCUCAGUGAUGUACACUGUGGUCACCCCAAUGCUGAACCCCUUCAUCUACAGCCUGCGGAACAGGGACAUGAAGAGGGCUCUACAAAAAGUUCUUGGGAGAAAGCUCUAUGUUCUGUAA
Messenger RNA from Phyllostomus hastatus (greater spear-nosed bat), 933 nucleotides. RefSeq names its product olfactory receptor 7A17-like. Gene Ontology annotation, cellular component: membrane. Lineage: Eukaryota; Metazoa; Chordata; Mammalia; Chiroptera; Phyllostomidae. Bases 1 to 933 code for a protein of 310 amino acids. The record is from RefSeq and is a predicted model, not a curated record. Gene Ontology annotation, biological process: G protein-coupled receptor signaling pathway. The transcript has a single exon. Gene Ontology annotation, molecular function: olfactory receptor activity; G protein-coupled receptor activity.